Messenger RNA from Limanda limanda (common dab), 2181 nucleotides. It is a transcript of the gene blzf1, whose product is annotated as basic leucine zipper nuclear factor 1. The coding region runs from base 133 to 1356 and encodes 407 amino acids. Gene Ontology annotation, biological process: Golgi organization; Golgi to plasma membrane protein transport. Gene Ontology annotation, cellular component: Golgi membrane. Lineage: Eukaryota; Metazoa; Chordata; Actinopteri; Pleuronectiformes; Pleuronectidae. The transcript has 7 exons. The record is from RefSeq and is a predicted model, not a curated record.
AUCCGGUGGCAAAACAAACCACUUUUCCUGCGGCUCGCGGUGAUUCAAACGACGGACUGUGAUCCAUCUUCACCCGGAAGAAGAGUCCCCGGGGUUUCUCCUGAACUACACACAUCUUGUCUCUCCUCCACCAUGACCGCUGCUGUUGUGAGAGGUGCUGCCAGGGUGCCUGUCCGAGGCGCUGGCGAUGGCAUGGAAACUGAGAAACCACCGGCUAUUCUGGAGUUAAAAACGGAUACGCUGCUACAAGGUCCAACUGAUGUUCCCCUUCUGAGGGCGGCCAGCCCAAAACCCAGCCCGAAAUCUGCCCACCCGGCUGCACCCCAGCCUCUCGGGGUGCUCCAUCUGGGCAAGGUUAGUCGGGAGGCCUGCACAGAGGUGGAGGCUGUGAGAAUCAUCGUACCACGUUCUGCUAUAAGCCGGAGCACUCGCGCAGGACCUGCUGAGGAUAAAGUGGGCCCCGGGCAACAGGCUGAGGAGAGGGGCUCUCCCCCGCCUCCACUGGUGGAGGACUGGAGAGGACAGAUGGAGAAGCUGCAGAACUCUGAACGCAGGCUGCUGCAGGACAAGGAAGGGCUCUGCAACCAGCUCCGUGUGCAGACAGAGGUGAAUCGUGAGCUAAAGAGACUGCUGGUGGCGUCGGUGGGCGACGACCUUCAGUACCAUUUUGAGCGGCUGUCGCGGGAGAAGAACCAGUUGAUUCUUGAGAACGAAGCUCUAGGCCGGAGUCUGGCUCACACUGCAGAGCAGCUGGAGCGAAUGAGUAUUCAGUGUGAUGUUUGGAGGAGCAAGUUCCUGGCCAGCAGAGUCAUGGCAGACGAGCUGACGAAUGCCAGAGCUUCCAUGCAGAGACAAACCAGAGAGGCACAAGGAGCCAUUCAGGAUCUGCUGUUGGAGAGAGAAGAGUUCUCCGGGGACAUGGUCCUCGCUCACAGAUCUCUGGAGCAGCUCCUGGUGUCUCUGCAGUGGGGCCGACAGCAGACCUACUACCCCAGUGCACAGCCCCUCAGCACAAGAGAGCUGGCAGCAGCCAAUCACAAGCUAGCAGACGCCAUCAACUCCCACCUCCUGGGCAACACCAGUAACAGCGGCAGCAGCACCGCGGUGAAGAGCAGCAGCGCACCAGCCGAGCAGCUGUGCAGCACGCCGGCUGAGAAGAUGGCAGAGAAGGUGCUGAAGAUUUUAGAUCCAAUUUCCUGCCCAGAAAGUCACACUGAACCUGAACUGAUGGACUCCACCCCAUCAAACUUCCUCACCAAUAAGAAGAGCAUCGGCAGGUUUCACCCGUACACCCGCUAUGAGAACAUCACCUUCAACUGCUGCGAGCGCUGCUCAGGAGACAUCCUGGUGCUGUAGAGGCCGAAGAGCGACAACACCUCCUGACGCCAGCGCAGCAUCAGGACUUAUAUCAAAUGGUCUGAACAGGAAUGGACGCCGGUGGAACACCCUGCUUUUUUGUUGAGUAACAUGAAAAGAUGGCAGCUUUUUUUGCAUCUUUGGCUGUUUCAUCCAUUUGAGUUGAUAUCAGCAGAAAGUUGUAUUUAUUAAACUUUAGAGAAUGGUUUUAAAUUGUAUCAACCUGAUGCUUAUUUAGUCCUCUUUGAGAAUUUUUUGUUUUGAACAUGUUGAUUGCAUUUCGGAGCCUGGUCUAAACCAUGGAAAGUGUUAUUUAUUUCUGGAAUGUGAGAUCAAGAUGAGUCUGUGUUACAUGGUGAACAGACACCUUUUAGCUUCCUCUGACUUUCCUCAUGUUAUGUUCUCAAGUCAGAGCGCACACCACAGAGCAAAUCACAAGACAUACAGAAGAAGUGUGAGUCUGUUCUGGGAAGGAAGUCUUACCUCCACUGUGUCUGUGCAAUAGGUCUGCCCAAGUUCCUCUGUAUGAUGGUGCUGUCAUAUUUCAACAACAUUGUAUUAAUGUAUUUUGAGUAUUGAAUGCUGUAAAGUAUUCACAAGACAUCCAACACUUUGGAUGUUUAUCAAUGGUACGACAGAUUUAUUGUGCAGCGGCAUAUUUUAAAAAAGGUCUUAUAUUUUCAAAUGCAGUAUGAAUGAGAACUUUGAAGCAACAAAGUUCUGAUAUUUUUCCACAUAUUGGAUUUGUUUUACUUGAAUCGUGUUAUAUUCAUUUGGGGGAUGUUUUAUUAUUUAUUAUAUAAAAAAACAAAAACAGGAUACAAC